AUGUCAAACGAAUUAAUUUCCGAAAAAUAUUCACAAAUUUUAGACGAGCAAUCCGAUAAAAAGAGUGUUUUAAAAUAUCCAAGAACUUUAUAUCCACCAAUUGAACCAUAUAAAACUCAAUUUUUAAAAGUUUCAGAUAUUCAUACAGUUUAUUUAGAAGAAUCAGGUAAUCCAGAAGGAAAUCCAGUUAUUGUAGUCCAUGGUGGUCCAGGUGGUGGUUGUGAAGAUUUCUAUCGUCAAUAUUUUGAUCCACAAGCAUACAGAAUCAUCAUGUUUGAUCAACGUGGUUGUGGCAAAUCCACUCCAUUUGCAUGUUUAGAUGAAAAUGAUACCUGGUCAUUAGUCGAAGAUAUGGAAAAGAUUAGAGUAUUAUUAGACAUUAAUAAAUGGGUUGUAUUUGGUGGUUCAUGGGGUUCAACUUUAUCACUUGCAUAUGCCCAAACUCAUCCAUCUCGUGUUAAAGCUUUAAUCUUACGUGGUAUCUUUACUUUAAGAAGAGAAGAAUUAAUCUUUUUCUAUCAACAAGGUACUAGCUUCUUAUUCCCAGACUUCUUUGAUGAAUAUGUUAAACCAAUUCCAUUAGCCGAAAGACACGAUCUUAUCUCUGCUUAUCACCGUAGAUUAACUGGUAAAGAUGAAAAAGUAAUGUUAGAAUGUGCUAUGGCUUGGUCUAAAUGGGAAAUGGCAACUUCCAAAUUAAUAGUCGAUCCAAAAAAAAUCGCCAAAGCAACUGAAGAUCCUAAAUUUGCUUUAGCUUUUGCUAGAAUCGAAAAUCAUUACUUUGUUAAUGCCGGUUUCUUUAGAGAGGAUGGUCAAUUAAUUAACGAUGCUCAUAUCCUCAAAAACAUUCCAGGUGUUAUCGUUCACGGUCGUUACGAUGUUGUUUGCCCAAUUAAAACUGCUUGGGACUUAAAGAAAGUUUGGGGUGAUAAUGUUGAUUUAAUCAUUACACCAGAUGCUGGUCAUUCAAUGGCAGAGGCUGGAAACUUAAGUGCUCUUGUAGAUGCAUGCGAUAAAUUUAAAAAUAUUUAA
This is a messenger RNA of Dictyostelium purpureum, 1032 nucleotides long. RefSeq lists its product as uncharacterized. Gene Ontology annotation, molecular function: aminopeptidase activity. Bases 1 to 1032 code for a protein of 343 amino acids. The transcript is spliced from 3 exons. NCBI's taxonomy places the organism in Eukaryota, Evosea, Eumycetozoa, Dictyosteliales, Dictyosteliaceae. Gene Ontology annotation, cellular component: cytoplasm. The record is from RefSeq and is a predicted model, not a curated record. Gene Ontology annotation, biological process: proteolysis.